AUGCCGCAUGCCACUAGUCAAGGUCAACAUGUCCAAUAUCAGAAUGUCCUCACUUCGAGAGCCAUCUACAAGUUAUCGGAUAUACUGGCAGGUGCAACCAUGACGCGACGACACUUGUUUACGCUGCCAGAUGAACUCGUUCUCGAGAUAGCUCAAUAUCUCUCGUCGCCGAGUCUGUCGGCUUUGGCUCGCACAUGUCACCGUGCAUACGACUUCCUCAACCCAGUCCUCUAUUCAGUGCCUCUUAAUCGGCUCAGCAGCGUCCUUGAAUGGGCGGAUUGCGUGGGGAAGCAACAGACCAUGCAUCGACUUCUCGACCACAACCUAGUCGGCGUAUUGAAGUUGAAACACAUUGCCCUUUGGUGCGCUUGCUCGGCUGGGUCCGUUGAGAUCGUGACACGGCUUUUGGACAGUGGUGUCCCUCCAGAUAUGCCCUGUGACUGUCACUCAACGCUUUCCGGCGUCGCGGGAGCCAAUCGUAAGCAGAUUAUUAUGAUACUUCUGUCUGCCGGCGCGGACUUGGCUAGGUACGACUUUCGCGAGGUUGGCGAGCUCGUUUCUGGUUGGGCCCCAGAGGACCGGGACGUCCCUCGAGCUCUUGUGCAACAUGGACUAGAUAUUCAUCUUGUUGGCUCUAGCGGCGAUAAUCUACUGCACUGGGCGGUCAGGCAAAACCUGCCAAUCGCGGACAUUGCUUUCCUUCUGGACGAGGGGGUCGACAUCAACCAUCGCAAUGUCAACGGCCGUACUCCACUCGCUGCCGCGAUCGCUUACGACGACAGCUCUCUGACCGAGAAGCCGGAUAUAGUGGAGCUGCUGCUACAGCGAGGAGCAAAAACCGACCUUUCAGACAACCAGUCCUACCAUCCCCUGCAUUAUGCGGCUGUAAACGCGAAACUAUGGGCUGUACGACUGUUGCUGCAAUAUGGCGCUGAUCUUGAGGCUCGGACUUCCUACGGCUCCACGCCGCUUUACCUGGCCUGUGGCGUCUACUCGCAAGGUGAGAAGGUCAUCAAAGCCCUGCUGGACGCUGGAGCAUCUCCGGCCGCUCAGGUAACAGGAGACCAUGGGGAGAACCAGACGCCGAUGCACCUAGCCUUAGUGAGGCGCGACCCAAUCCGCCGCGGCAUCCUCGUACGGUACCUGUUUGACGCCUGGAUGGCCAUGUCUCCGGCAUUGCCGUCCGCAGAUGUUUUCUUUGUCGCCGCGGCGGCAUUGGGAGAAGUGGCCGUUUUGCAGAAACUGAUCGACUCCAAGACUGUGAACAUUGAGGGAGCGGAUGGGGAAAUAACGGCGCUGAUGGCUGCAGCGGGGGCCGGUCAAGAUAAGGUUGUUGAGCUUCUCCUACCACUCGUGGCAAACGUAGAUGUGGGAGACGGACUAAGUAGCACGGCUUUACAUCACGCCGUGCGCUCCGGAACCGAGACCUCUAUUCAACUUCUUCUCCCACGAUCGUCGAGGGCUUGGGCUCCUUGGAAAUCUCCUGUAAUACUMAUCACGGACGCAAUAGUGUACCAGCAAUCACCCGAAGUCCUUCGUAGUCUGCUCAGAUGGAGACGGCAACGGUAUCCACAACAUUCGAUCGUUUGGAAAGCAGUGCUCGAAUACCUCUUCAAUGCUGACAUCGGUGACAAGGCUCGUAUUAUGUUCGAAUACAUGGAGCCGUCUGAUUUACAACCUGGAGCACACAUGGUGCCGCUCAUGUUCUUCAUUUGCAAGGAUUGCAUUGACAUUGCGCUGGAAAUCAUCCAGCAAGGGAUCGGGCUGGAGGGUCGUGUCGGGGACUGGACACCGUUAUGGAUGGCCGCUUCCAAAGGUGAAGUGGCCGUCGUCCGAGCGCUUGUCGACGCAGGGGUCGAUUUGGAGGUGCGAUCAGAUAAGGACGCGAGGACAGCGCUAUCUCUGGCCGUUGUCAACAAUCACAGUGAAGUCGCCCAGUGUUUGCUGGCAGCUGGGGCAAAUACGGAUGUACCUGCAGGUGACCCGGCUGGGAGAUCGGUUUUUCUACACGCCGUGUUUCAUGGAUACCUGGACAUUGUGCGCUCGCUGCUUGCUGCUAACGUGGAUGUCAAUUGCUGCGGUGGAGACAACAACUAUACGGCGUUAACUUGGGCUGUUCAGGGGGGCAGUUUUGAGGUGGUACGUCUGCUUCUAGCCCAUGGCGCCAAGGGGCAGCUGGAGCGCAGUGGCAAGGAUGCUUUAUACUGGGCGAUGCAUGACGGACAUGAACGUAUCGCUGCCCUCCUGGUAGAUGCAGGAGCUCCGGUUGACGAGAUCGAUCGCUAUGGCCGUACGAUUCUUUCACAGGCUGUCAGUCGAGGGAAGACGGCCAUCGUCAAGAUCCUGCUCGACGAAGGGGUGAGGGUCAAUUUGCCUGAUCGACAUGGACGCACCCCAUUCCUUAUGGCGGCCUGUCGAGGACACACUGAGAUUGCUCGGCUGCUGCUAGAAAAAGGAGCAGACAUGCAUGAGAAGGACUAUUUUGGUCGCUCGGCGCUGUCACUCGCUGCCGAUCAAGGACACGUCGAGAUGGUCAGAUGGCUCAUAGAGCAAGGGGCGGAUAUAAAUGAAGGCGAUCGUAUCGGUCGAACGCCGUUGUCCUGGGCAAUGCAAAUGGACUCAACCGAGGCGGUUGAAGCACUGGUGUUGGCUGGUUGCGAUGUCCUCAAACCGGACCAUUAUGGACGAACGCCGUUGCACUGGGCUUCCAGUGACGGAUGCAUCGCAAAGCUCUAUAGAAUAUAG
Molecule: messenger RNA, 2745 nt
Organism: Aspergillus pseudoviridinutans
Lineage: Eukaryota; Fungi; Ascomycota; Eurotiomycetes; Eurotiales; Aspergillaceae
Product: Ankyrin repeat protein
Exons: 1
Coding region: 1-2745 (914 amino acids)
Molecular function (GO): protein binding
Source: RefSeq, a predicted model, not a curated record